Pan troglodytes (chimpanzee) is the source of this 7952-nucleotide messenger RNA. It is a transcript of the gene ZNF81, whose product is annotated as zinc finger protein 81. Bases 389 to 2374 code for a protein of 661 amino acids. Gene Ontology annotation, cellular component: PcG protein complex; chromatin; transcription regulator complex. Gene Ontology annotation, molecular function: RNA polymerase II cis-regulatory region sequence-specific DNA binding; DNA-binding transcription factor activity, RNA polymerase II-specific. NCBI's taxonomy places the organism in Eukaryota, Metazoa, Chordata, Mammalia, Primates, Hominidae. Gene Ontology annotation, biological process: regulation of transcription by RNA polymerase II. The transcript has 6 exons. The record is from RefSeq and is a predicted model, not a curated record.
GGAAGCGGCUGCGGUUCUCGCCGGUUCUCAGCCGGGGUUUGAUAGUUGUCAGGAGGAUUCGACGUUCAGUGCCCAGGGAUGUGGAGGUGAUGGGGGGCCGGGGAGGAGUCUCACUCUGUCACCCAGGCUGGAGUGCAGUUUGUGUGAUCUCAACUCACUGCAACCUCUGCCUCCUGGGUUCAAGCGAUUCUCCUGCCUCAGCCUCCCAAGUAGCUGGAAUUACAGAGUUCUUGGAGUCUCUGCGGAGUCCCUGGGCCAGAUCUCACAGUGAAAGCUGCAGGAUCUUCCUUCUGACCCCAGCAGUCCCUGUUGAGUCCACCGAUCCCACUGGAAUUAUAAAGUUGUCAGCAAGAAAGCCCCAGGGCUGAAGUCCAAGUCCGUCGGGAACAUGCCAGCUAACGAGGACGCUCCCCAGCCAGGGGAACAUGGCAGUGCCUGUGAGGUAUCAGUGUCAUUUGAGGAUGUGACUGUGGACUUCAGUAGAGAGGAGUGGCAGCAACUGGACUCUACUCAAAGACGCCUGUACCAGGAUGUAAUGUUGGAGAACUACAGCCACCUGCUCUCAGUGGGGUUCGAAGUUCCUAAACCAGAGGUCAUCUUCAAGUUGGAGCAAGGAGAGGGGCCAUGGACAUUGGAAGGGGAAGCCCCACAUCAGAGCUGUUCAGAUGGGAAAUUUGGAAUUAAGCCUUCCCAGAGGAGAAUUUCUGGGAAAUCUACAUUUCAUAGUGAAAUGGAGGGUGAAGACACAAGAGAUGAUUCAUUAUACUCUAUUUUAGAAGAAUUGUGGCAAGAUGCUGAACAGAUAAAGAGAUGUCAGGAAAAACACAACAAACUUCUGAGUCGCACUACUUUCCUGAAUAAGAAAAUAUUGAAUACAGAGUGGGAUUAUGAAUAUAAAGACUUUGGAAAAUUUGUUCAUCCAAGCCCAAAUCUCAUUCUUUCACAGAAAAGACCCCAUAAACGUGAUUCAUUUGGGAAGAGUUUUAAGCAUAAUUUAGACUUACAUAUUCAUAAUAAAAGCAAUGCAGCAAAGAACCUGGAUAAAACUAUUGGGCAUGGUCAAGUUUUUACCCAGAACUCUUCUUAUAGUCACCACGAAAAUACACAUACAGGAGUGAAGUUCUGUGAACGUAAUCAAUGUGGAAAAGUCCUCAGCCUCAAACACUCACUCAGUCAAAAUGUGAAAUUUCCCAUUGGAGAGAAAGCAAACACAUGUACUGAAUUUGGGAAGAUCUUCACCCAGAGGUCACAUUUCUUUGCUCCUCAGAAAAUUCAUACUGUGGAAAAACCUCAUGAGCUUAGCAAAUGUGUAAAUGUUUUUACACAGAAGCCACUACUCAGUAUAUAUCUGAGAGUUCAUAGAGAUGAAAAACUCUACAUAUGUACUAAAUGUGGGAAGGCCUUCAUCCAGAAUUCAGAAUUAAUUAUGCAUGAGAAAACUCAUACUAGAGAGAAACCCUAUAAAUGCAAUGAAUGUGGGAAAUCAUUUUUCCAGGUGUCAUCUCUACUCAGGCAUCAGACAACUCAUACUGGAGAAAAACUCUUUGAAUGCAGUGAAUGUGGUAAAGGCUUCUCCCUGAACUCAGCCCUCAGUAUACAUCAGAAAAUUCACACUGGAGAGAGACAUCACAAAUGCAGUGAGUGUGGGAAAGCCUUUACCCAAAAAUCAACACUCAGGAUGCAUCAGAGAAUUCAUACAGGAGAGAGGUCCUAUAUCUGUACUCAAUGUGGGCAGGCCUUCAUCCAGAAGGCACACUUGAUUGCACAUCAAAGAAUUCAUACUGGAGAGAAGCCUUAUGAAUGCAGUGACUGUGGGAAAUCUUUCCCUUCUAAGUCACAACUCCAGAUGCAUAAGAGAAUUCAUACAGGAGAGAAACCCUAUAUAUGCACUGAAUGUGGGAAGGCUUUCACCAACAGGUCAAAUCUCAAUACUCACCAGAAGUCUCAUACUGGAGAAAAGUCUUAUAUAUGUGCUGAAUGUGGGAAGGCCUUCACCGACAGGUCAAAUUUCAAUAAACACCAGACCAUUCACACUGGAGAGAAACCCUAUGUUUGUGCUGAUUGUGGGAGGGCCUUCAUCCAGAAGUCAGAGUUGAUUACACAUCAGAGAAUUCAUACUACAGAGAAGCCUUAUAAAUGUCCUGACUGUGAGAAAUCCUUCUCCAAGAAACCACAUCUCAAAGUACAUCAACGAAUUCACACAGGGGAGAAACCAUAUAUAUGUGCAGAAUGUGGGAAAGCCUUCACUGAUAGGUCAAAUUUCAAUAAACAUCAGACAAUUCAUACUGGAGAUAAACCGUAUAAAUGCAGCGACUGUGGAAAGGGGUUCACCCAGAAAUCAGUUCUCAGUAUGCAUCGCAAUAUUCAUACAUGAAAGUAAUCCUGUUUCUUGAAAAUGAGAGCCUUAUAAGGCUGACAAAAGUCAGGUCUAACUAUAUAUUAUAAAAUUCAUCCAAGACAGAUCCUAUAUUAAUACAUUGUAUAAGGAAAAGCAUCAGGCUAUCUCACUUGAGAUGGAAAAAAAUUAUUCAGAAGAAACUCUCUUAAAAAUGCAUUGAAGGAGAGAGAAUUUGCACAGCCUCAUGAAAUAUAGUAAAAGUCAUACUGGGAAAAAUGUUGUCAGUUUGGUGUGUUAGGAAAAGCCUUCCUAUAGAAAGUAUUAUAAGUUAAAUUGUUACCAAAUUCUUUAUAGGAAGGAGAGUGCAAAAUUAUGUAAAUGAUGGUCAGGUUUACUGUGUUAUAUUAAGCAAUUUAAAGUGAUAACAAAAUGAAAGGUAGUGCAGCAAAAUAAUAUAACUGGUGAGUAGACCUACUUUCAGUUCCAUAGGGUGUUUGUGGCAGAACACAGUGCAGAACAGGAGGAAUAUUACACUUUUUUUCAAAUUUAGAAUAAUUAUGUCCAUCAAAUGUUUCUUACUGAAUAUGUCUAUCAAAUAUGUUUCUUAUUGAAUAUUUCUAUCAAGUGAAUCCACAAUUUAAAAGUCACUUUGGUUUUAUAUAUACACACAUCUGCAGAUAUAAUUUUAUAAGAACACACAAAUAUAAUCCUGUCAUUCGUACUGGUUUCCAUGACAUAGUAUCUUGUUUUCUUUCAUUGUGGUACAAUGCAAAGUAGCCACAGAUUCCUCCCAUCCCAAGUAGCGUCUAUUUGUCUACUACUUGACUUUGAACUUGGCCAUGUGACUUUCUUUGGCCAAUGGAAAUUAGCAAAGAGAAUCAAUAAGAAGCUUGAGAAGUGUGCAAAGCCUGCCUUGAAGCUUACCCUCUCUUGCUGCUCUUUGCAAACCUGAAGAAUCUCAAAUUGCCCUACUCGGGGGUGAGGAGCCACCACAUGGAGCAGUGGUGAGCCAGCCUUGCUGAGGCCCCUUAGACCAAGUAGCCUGCCAAUUGUCAGAAUUGGGAGUGAGGUUUUCCAAGACCUCUAGCCCCAGCUGAGCCAGCCUAGCCCAGAAGAGCCAUACCAGUUAUUCCAGCUGAUUUACAGAAUUGUGAGAUAAAUAAAAUGAUGAUAGUUUUAAGCAACAUGAGUUUUGGGGUUAGUUUGUUGUACAGAAAAUGCUAAGUAAUAUUUGAAAGUAUAUGUUUGGGGGAGGGGGCAUAGUGGACCAAAACGUGACAUGUGGCAUUGGCUUUGGGUCUGAGUGGCACGUAGAAACUGGAAAAACAGUGAGGAAAACUGUUUUUCCUCAAAUAACAAAGGUUGGAUAGAUGGCAACCCAUGUUAUUUAGUAGGGAAAGAUAUAGAAAAAGUCAUCACCAUACUCUGUGGGAAGAUAGAGAAUGGACCAAACGAACUGGUGGAUCUGGCUAAGGAGAUUUGCAGCAGAAUAUGGGAAGUAUCAGUUUGCUUCUUUUAGCUGCAUAUGAUACGAUACAGAAAGAGAGAAAUGAACUAAAGAAAUAACUGUUUCUUUGGCAAGCAGAAUUCAGAAGAAAUAUGGAAAAGCCAAGGAUUGCUGGGUUGAAAAAUAAUGCUUUCACAUCACUAGUCUCUCCAGCUAUCUAACUAUUCUCAAGGUAAAAAAUGGCCUCAGGGUAAAGAUCAAAUCAUGGUUGUGUCUGUAAGACUCUAUUACAGUGUGUGAAAUAGUUCAGUUGGUGCUUAGGAGACCAUCUCAGCUAAACUUAAGGGCUUCUAAAAAUCUUCAUGACGUUGUCCCAUAGAAGCCUGACAUACUACUCAAAGUGGAGAGAGACCUAUCUUAAAAAGAAUUGCUGAUGUGGCAUUUGGGGAAAGGAGUAGAUCCAAACCAGAUUCAUAGGAAACUCACAAAGUUUUUAAUAGAGUUUUACUAGUAAAACUACCUCCAGGUUGGACUUCCAGGGACUGAAACAGUUCAAAAUGAAAAGUGGCCUCUGGAUUCCCCUCCCUAACUUCUAUGAAUAGUAUACAUGCUGAGAAAGUUACUCAGAUGCAAACAUGGUCCAUUUCUUAUGGAAAAUGAAGGGCAUCUCAGAGGGAAGACCCAAGAACAAUAUAUUAAAAUGAGCUGGGGAGCCAUUCCCAGGGAGAACUGUGCCCUAAUCAAGAAACGUAUCUGCCCCUGGAGACAAGGGAACCGACAACAUUUGCUCUGUGGGAUUUCAGAAUCGUUAUGGAACAGUGACUGAUAUGUGCCUCGUGGUCCUCCUCUUUUUGAAUGGGAGUGUCUAUUACAGUUAUCCUGUACCUAUCCCACCAUUGUAUAUAUUGGGUGUGUGUUGGGGGGCAUGUAACUUGUCAUUUAGCUCACAGGUAUCUGGAUCAAGAAACUGAAAAACUGUACCCAAGGAACCUCAGCCACAACUGAACCUGAUACAGAAGACUUGAGAUUCUGGAUUGGAGCUUGAUGCCACAGUUUUGGAUGAGAAAUUUGGAGGUCCUGGAAUAGGGGUGAACACAUUUUGCAUGGGGUGGUAAUGUGAAUAAUUUGUGACCAGAAGACACCAUGUGUUAGGUAGAAAAAUGCUACAGAUGUCUUCAUCCCUGUAUAUGUGUCCUUCUUCAGUCUUUAUUUCUCUUUGUGUUUCAGUUAGGAUAAUUUCUAUUGAUCUGUCUUCAAAUUCACUGAUGUUUUUUCUCUCACCCUGGCUUUGUCAAGUCUACUGAUGAACCCAUUGAAGGCAUUCUUCAACUCAGUUAUGUUUUAUUUUUAUUUGUAAUAUUUCCAUUUGAUUCUUACAAUUUUCAUAUAUCUGCUGAAAUUCCCCAUCUUUUCAUGCAUGUUCAUGUUUUCCCCUCUACCCUUUGUCUUAGUCAGUUUGAGCUGCUAUAAUAAAGCACCAUAGACUUGGUGGCUUAUAAACAACAGAAAUUUAUUCCUCACAGUUCUGGAGCCUGGAAGUCUGAGAUCAGAAUCUAGCAAGGUUAGGUCUUGGUGACGCCCCUCUUCAAGGUUGCAAACUGCUCACUUCUUGCAUUUUCCCAUGUCUACAGCUAGAGAACUCUUUGGGAUCCCUUUUAUAAGGGCACCAAUCCCAUUCAUGAGGUCUCCACCCACAUUACCUAACUACCACCCAAAGGCUCCACCUCCUAAUACCAUCACAUUGAGGAUUAGGAUUUUAACAUAUGAAUUUUGGGGGGGAUGCAAACAUUCAGCCCAUAAUACCCUCUAACAUAUUAAUCAUAGUUAUUUUUAACUCCCUGUCUGAUAGUUCCAACUACUAGGUCAACUGAGUCUAGGUCUGUUGUUGUCUUCUCUUGCUCUUUUCCAUCUAAUAAUUUUUGGCUGAAUGUCACAGAUGUUGUACGUAGGACAGUAGAAACUGAGGUAAAUAGUAAUUAUUCCUGGAAACAGCCAUGGUUGCCCUUUUGAUAGGCCAUUAGCAUGGGGAGAUUGAAUCCAUCUAAUCAGGAGUUGGGCUGAGUUUGUGUUUCUUUGUUGCCAGUGUUACCUUUGCUGUACCAUAGACUUAAAAUUCCUCUAUUGUUAUCUCAUGCUUGAGGUAGGCACUGGUUUGCCCAGAGAAUUUUUAUUUUUCCCAGACCACACUUGCCUUUAGGCCUGUAGGCCUUUCCUGUGUGCCUGCAUCUCAGGGAGGGUCUCUCUCCAUGUUGUUGCCUCUAUGUUAGUAGUAGACAACUGUUAUUACUUGUUUCUUGCUGACCUGGUGAGUUGGGGGGCAGGGGUUGUCUUGGGCCAGCCUCAGUUUUUGUCAGGCCAUGAAUCCCUGGGUCUUGAGGGUGGGAUUUUUUAGUGAUCCUGCCCUCUUCCACUGGUAGAAGGCCUUUAAUGAUCUGGGCCCAGGAUGAUUUCCUGCCCUUUUAUCAUGGGUGGAAUUUUUUUUUCCAUUUCCCUCACUCUAGUCACAGUGAAUCUUUACCUGUGUCCUGAGGGGAACAGGGUUUGCUGCACUUCUUUUAGUGGCUUAAGGAUUUUGUUCUGUAGGGGAGUAGGGUUUCAUUGGAGCUUUGUGCCAUUUCUAUAUUAGCAGCAGCCCCCUUGCAGGCCUACCUCACGGAGGUAGGCUUUCUCCAGUCUUCUUCCUUGUCCCCGUGUUUCUUGAGAGCACUCAGUGGAUGACUAUGGAGAAGAGCCUGCAAGCAGAGACCAACUACCCUUAGGUCUACAGCUCUCAUGAGUCUCCCGCACUCAGCCUUUAGCAAUUCAUUAAAAAUUCUUGUUGAAUUCUUACUGCUUGUAUAGUGGCCUCAUCUUCCUUCCUGCUGUACCACAGAUGGCCCAGGAGAGGCACUUGUCUUUUAUUAUAUUUCAAGCUAGUUGGUUGCUCUGUAAUCUUAGCUCUCUGAUGGGUUCGAGAAAACUUAUGUUUUUGCAGAUUACCCAGCUUUGUUCUUGUUAUAAAGAUGGGAGCAGUGUUCUUUCCAGAUGUCUACAUGCUAGGCAGAAACUAGAAGUCUGGACAGUCUCCAUUGUCUCCUACUAUCAGAAUAUGUGCCCUUUUCAGUGUGACUUUGCCACUUCACCCAUCAAGAGGUAGAAUCUAUUUCUUCAACCCCUGCAACUGAGCUUGGCUAUUUUGUUGGCCAAUGGGACAUUAACAAGUAUGAUACAAGCAGAGGCUUGAGAAGUGCCUGCACAAUGAGGCUUGCCCACUUUUGCAGCUCUUUGGAAUCCUGAACCCAUGUGUGGAAAAGCCUGAACUGUGCUGUUGGAAAAUGAGAGCGAUCACAUGGAGCAGUAAUGGAGCAAAGACCAGCCAUCCCAGUUGAGAUACCCUACACCAACCAGAUUUUCAACUGCUGGACAUAUGAAUGAAGCUAUCCUAGGCAUCCAGUCUUGGUCAAGGCAACUUUGGCUGGCAGUCUCUGAGAUGACCCUGAAUGAUCCCCACCUCCUGGUAUUCUCACUCUUAUAUAAUCCCCUCCUCUUGAGUUUGGACUGGAAUUAGUGACUUGGUUCUAGUGAAUAGAAUAAGGCAGAGGUAAUGGGAUGUCAUGUUCAAGAUUAGUUACAAAAAGACUGUGGCUUCCAUUUUGGGUGCUUGCUUACUCUCUCAGAUGGCUCAUCAUAGGGGAAACCUGCUGCUACAUCAUGAGAUAGCCCUGUGGAAAGGUCCACAUGAGUGAACUUUGAAGCAUAUCCUCCCCCAGUUUAGCCUUUAGAUGAGGACCACAGCCAAACAGCUUGACUGUAAGCCAGAUAGCUUGACUCAUGAGGGACCUUCAGCCAGAGGCAUCUUUUGAGCCACACGAAUUCCUGACCCACAGAAACUGCAAGACAAUAAAUGUUGUUUUAAGUUGCUAAAUUUUAGGGUAAUUUGUUACACAGUAAUAGGUUAAUAAUACACUGGCCCAGAUUAGGAAGGUUCUGCCAUCCAUCCCAGCCAUCCCAAACAACUACCAGAAUAAUGGAUUAAAACGUUAACUGUUUUAAGUCACUAAGUUUUGGGCAGCAUGAUACCAACCCAGCAAAAAGCUAACUGAUACAUUGAUUAUUUAUUGCAUUUCUUCCUCCACUAUUCUUCCCUAACAGAUGACCAAUACUAAUAAACUACUGUGAACACUUUCA